GUCCAGUCCAGUUUCCGCUGACAGCGAUGUGUCUGUUAUCACUGAAUCGUGACGCUUGGCCGGCCAUGUAUAAAAAUCUGAGUCCUCCAUAAGAAAACCUCAGUAAAACAAUAGAUUCAGGGGUUAAAGAAGGGGUUCUCAUCAUUUUGUUUUGGAGGCCUUAGUCAUAGUGCAUUAGGAUUCUGUAUUUGAAGAUCGAAACAACCACCACUCAACAAGAAGUAAACGGACUACAAGAAGAACUAAUCAGUUUGGUUAUCGUCUAAUAAUAGCAGCAAGGGAAAACUAAAUACCACGAAGAGAAAAUACGAAGGAAAGUGAACAUAAACUUAUAUUUUGCAAAAAGUGUUUGCUUAUUGACGCUAAGCCCCUCAUACCAGAGCUCCCCAUAAUCACAUCAGAUGAAAGUUUUCUUUGUAUUCAGAACAGAGUGACGAAGUAACAAAGUCAAAUAAAUAUUAUUCAAGAAAAGUGAUACCUGCACGCACAAAAAUUAUAUCGCUCAUACAAGUAUACAAUCACGAAACCAAACGAAAACGAGGUUGUUAAAGAAAACAAACUACGUCACAACGAAAAAAGAAAAAAAAACUUUUUAAAAAGCAAAAGAAGAGACAAAGAUCAAGAUGUUGUCAAAUCUGCACCCGGUCGUGUUUGUAUUUGCGACCUUGAUUCAGACGUCGUGGGGAUUCCCCGUGGGAGCUCCUAGCUUCUCCUGCAAGAACCUCAUUCCUGCUCACAGCAACGGCACUCAGCCAGGCCCCGCCCCCUACCGCAUCAGUGUGUCCUCCACACAGCUCGCCCCUGGAGGAUCCACAUCUAGGUUCCGGGCCUAGCACUGGGGUCACCCACGUCAGCAGAGAACCCAAAUUCCAGGUCGACUAUGAAUGGACCGCUCCCGCUGAGGCAUCUGUGGGCGAGGAGUAUAAGUUAAGGUGCACUGUGGUCCAGUCAUUUUUCCGAUGCUGGACGAACCUGAUGGUAGUAAUGACCAUUGGCACCGAUGGAAGCUCGGCCAUGGCAGGCACCUCAGACAACAGCAACAGCAACAACAGCAACAACAACAACAACAACAACAAUAACAGCAACAACAAUAACAGCAACAACAACACCGACGGCAACACCGGAGCACAAAUGGGCGUAAGUUCUGCACAUCCUACCGGAACCGGAAGUGGACCCAUGGCAGGAGCGACCCAAAUUCCUCCCUUUGUAAACAUACCUACCGUGCAGAACGGAAUGCCGCCAGUUGGUACCCCCAACGUCUUGGGAGGGACGAAUCAGUUCCCAGGACUACCUCCCAAUCAGAACAGUUUCCCAGGCUCGACUCAAGGUGGUGGACUCGGUGCUAUUGGGCAAAAUCUUGAUCAGAUGAGCUUCCCAAACACGGACACUUCCCUGCCGUCUGGCCCCAAUAACCCCCUAGGCAGUGUCAACCCGGACGGGUUUGAUCCGAGUCUUGCUUUUACCAGGGGCCAACUUGGCUCAAGUGGCCCAAAUGUUCAACCAACAGGAUUUUCAUUGGGCAAUCAAGGAUUAUUCAGUGGAAAUGAUAACCAAACUCCCAUCAGUCCUGUUAAUCAAAGCUUCCAGCCCGCCAGUGGUCCACUUCCGGUCGGCGGUAUUAAUAACAGGGCCGGUAACUUCAACAGAAAUAAUAACAGGGGAAUGAACCCACGCAACAAUGCAAAUAGAAACAGGGGUAACAAUGGCGGUCCCCGAAACUUUAGAAACAGAAACAGUGUGGAUUCCGAGCCGAGAUCCAACAACUUCGAUAGUUUGUCCAGCCGUAAUCUUGUCAGGGACAAUGAUUUCUUCCUUGACUUACCUUCCCGCCGCUCACAGCUCAUCAAUCUCAUCCUGCGCUCCAGUCGUAUUCGUUUCCCCUCGUCCAAUAGCGGCUUUUUCUCCCCUCGGUCCAACCCAUUGAGCAGAAACUCGAAUAUGCUCAGCCUUUUGGACUAAUCAAUAAUGUUCAGAUAUAAUAUUAUGAUGUUUGUUUUUGUUCAAUGUGACAAUGAAACAGUUCGAUUUGAAUGCGGAGCAAUGAAAAGAUAUCUGAUGUCCAUUACACGAUCACAGACUGUGCGUUUCAAAUACGAGAACUCAAUUAAACUGUACUCGAUAAAUCUCUACCUCAGAAUCACAAAGUUCUAUCUGACAUUUUUGGCUGUUUUGAGUCACUAAGACCAUGAGGUCAGGAAAC
Molecule: messenger RNA, 2200 nt
Organism: Aplysia californica (California sea hare)
Lineage: Eukaryota; Metazoa; Mollusca; Gastropoda; Aplysiida; Aplysiidae
Product: hybrid signal transduction histidine kinase A
Molecular function (GO): oxidoreductase activity, acting on metal ions
Source: RefSeq, a predicted model, not a curated record